UCGACUGACUGUGUACCGUUCGACAAUUUAACAUAUUCAUUCUCAUUUCAUUUCGUCGUGUAUUUGUGUACGUACGAUACUCGUUUUCAUCGUCGUCGUCGUUAAAUUUGCUGUCGGAACCUAACCAAAACGUGCCAAGUUCAUGGAAAACGAAUUAAAUACUGUAUUUUAGUUGAACGAUAGAGAAAACAAAAAAAUACAUAAAACAAUUCCGUCAAUUCCUUGAUCUGAAAUAACAAUUUACGCCCGAUAUUAGCGAUAAAUAGCAGAAAAAUAUGGCAGAUAAUAACGCAAAUCAAGAAAGACCGCGUGGGUUCGAAGCACUGAAACAACACAUCAUCGACAAUAAAGUGGAUGUUGCGCUCUGGGCAUCGCGUGUACUCACAAUCAUCUUCGCUUUUGGAUAUGUGCUUCCGAUAUUCGGAAACGCCCAAAAUGCAUUCUACAAAGUAUUAUUGGCUAAUGCAGCAACCAGUGCUUUACGUCUGCAACAGAGAAUGCCACGACUUACGUUCAGCCGUGAAUAUUUUGCAUUGCUGUUGGUCGAAGACUCUUGCCAUUAUCUGUUCUUCUCAACCAUUUUCCUGUAUGUUAGCCCAUUCAUUUUGAUCUUGUUGCCGGUGGUUUUGUUCGCUAUUUUGCAUGCAGCCAGCUACUCACUCACUCUGUUGGACCAACUCGGUCAAAAUUCGUGGUGGGGUGCACGUCUAAUGAUUUCACUAGUUGAGCUCCAAACGUCAAACAUCCUGCGAUUGGCUGCAUUGUCUGAAAUUCUGUUGAUGCCCCUAGUUAUCAUCUUUGUGUUCUUCGGUCGUGCCGGUUUAAUGACACCAUUCAUCUACUAUCACUUCUUGGCAUUGAGAUACACAUCGCGUCGUAACCCAUACAACCGAAAUAUGUUCCAUGAGCUUCGUUUGGCUACCGAAUCACUGGCCAACAAUCCAAGAGUGCCGCCAAUUGGUAAAAAACUGUUGUUGUCCGGUAUUGCAAUCGUCGAAAAAUUAGCUCCAGCUCUUGCACAAGCUCAGCAUUAACGACCAGUUAAAAUUAUGUCGUCUAAUUGCACCAAUAAUUGCGAAAUAUAUUUUUUUUUUGUUUUAAUUUGUAUUAAUUUAAAAAGAAAAAAAGAACAGUACACCUUAUGCAAUUGUAAUUAAACAAAAUAAGAAACAAAAGUGAGUGCACAAAAGAGCAUGAGUUUUGUGUACAAAAUCGGUUAAGGUUUUCAAAAUGGUCUAAUUUUUUUUUAAGAUGGCAAAUCACACCUAACUUAAUUAUAUGUCAACUCUAUCUAUUAAAACACACAAACACAAACACACCGUGAAUCUGUAUACAUGAACAAACAACUGCAUCGGAAUCAGUUCAGGCAUUAGUAAAAUUAAACGAUUUUUGCCGCAGUGAAAUUGAUCUGCAUCAAAUCAAAAGUGUUGUAUUGAGAUGAACAAAAAUCAAAUAAAACUAACUUUUCUAUCGGAAAACCAAAA
Molecule: messenger RNA, 1484 nt
Organism: Sitodiplosis mosellana (orange wheat blossom midge)
Lineage: Eukaryota; Metazoa; Arthropoda; Insecta; Diptera; Cecidomyiidae
Gene: Kr-h2
Product: Krueppel homolog 2
Exons: 5
Coding region: 276-1034 (252 amino acids)
Biological process (GO): membrane organization; endoplasmic reticulum tubular network organization
Cellular component (GO): endoplasmic reticulum; membrane
Source: RefSeq, a predicted model, not a curated record